Messenger RNA from Enhydra lutris kenyoni (northern sea otter), 837 nucleotides. Its product is annotated as oxidized low density lipoprotein receptor 1. Gene Ontology annotation, cellular component: signaling receptor complex; plasma membrane. Lineage: Eukaryota; Metazoa; Chordata; Mammalia; Carnivora; Mustelidae. Gene Ontology annotation, molecular function: low-density lipoprotein particle receptor activity. The transcript is spliced from 6 exons. Gene Ontology annotation, biological process: leukocyte cell-cell adhesion; lipoprotein metabolic process; cell death. The record is from RefSeq and is a predicted model, not a curated record. The coding region runs from base 1 to 837 and encodes 278 amino acids.
AUGAAUUCAGAAAUGACUUUUGAUGACUUCAAGAACAAGACUAUGAAGGAUCAACCUGAUCAGAAGCCAAACGGAAAGAAAGCUAGAGGUCUUCAUUUUCCUUCUUCUCGGUGGUGGUGCCCUAUGGCUGUGACCCUGGGGAUCCUUUGCUUGGGAUUACUGGUAACCCUUAUUAUACUGACAAUGCAAUUAUUACAGGUGUCUGAUCGCCUAAAGCAACAGCAAGCAAACCUCACUAACCAGGAAAUGAUACUGGAGGGACAGAUCUUAGCACAGCGCCAGACGGAAAAAGCUUCCCAGGAGUCAGAAAGGGAACUCAAAAAAAAGAUAGAAACCCUUACCCAGAAGCUGGAUGAAAAUUCCAAAAAACAGAUGGAACUUCAUCAGCAGAACCUGAAUCUCCAAGAGGCUCUGAGGAAAGCAGCAAACUUUUCAGGUCCUUGUCCCCAAGACUGGCUCUGGCAUGAAGAAAACUGUUACCGAUUUUCCUCUGGCCCAUUUAAUUGGGAAAAAAGCCAGGAGAACUGCUUGUCUUUGGAUGCCCAGAUGCUGAAAAUUAAUAGCACAGAUGAUUUGGAAUUCAUCCGGCAAGCGAGUGCCCAUUCCAAUUUUCCGUUCUGGAUGGGGUUGUCUCUGAGGAAACCCAGCAGCUCAUGGCUCUGGGAGGACGGCUCUCCUUUGACGCCCCACUUGUUCAGACUCCACGGUCCUGUUUCCCAGAUCUAUCCUUCAGGCAGUUGUGCCUAUCUACAAAGAGGAGCUGUUUUUGCCGACAACUGCAUUUUAACGGCAUUCAGUAUAUGUCAGAAGAAGGCGAAUCUAUUGAGACCACAGUGA